UAAGCAGCCGAGUAGGUGGAGCAAAGAAACAGAAGAAGCUAAGCUCCAAAACGGCGAAACAUAUCAACUACGUGUUCGAGAAGAAAAAGAAGGCGGAUGAGGUAAAAAGCUUUAAUAGCAUAAAGAGGAGGAAGCUGAAGGAGGUGCCUUCUUCCCAGUUUCACUUCAUUUGCCACCUUAAAAAUGGGGAAGUGCAAUCUGCGCGAAGGGGGAGCGUUUCGCUGCUAAGGGGGGCGCUGCCUCCCUCGGGACAGGCGCAGCUUCCGUGGGGCGAGGUGACCCCAAAUGGGGAAGCCACGAUUGGUGAAUCGCUCCCAAUUUGGGAAAACCGCCCAAUUGGUGAAUCGCUCCCAAAUGGGGAAAUCCGCACUGCCGGGGAGGCGUUCCAAUUCUUCCCGCGCGCAACGAUCCGGCAAGACAGGAGGGAGAAGGACCUGAAGAACGCGAGUGCGCUGAGCAGCAUCGUCCAUUUGGGGAGAAACAAAGACAUAUGCAACACCUAUCUUAAAGGCACCCUAAUCAACAUAUACCACGAGGAAAAUCACAACAACGUAAUCCUAAAAAUGAUGAAGGAACUGCAACACACAUACACUUAUAUGAACAGCCGACAAAUAAGCUUAAUUAUUUAUAACCUCUACCAGUACUUCUUCACCCAAGUAGUAAAGCAAAUUCACGGAAAGGAUAACCCUUCGAAUUAUGAAUGGUACUUAAGGUUAUUUUACGUUGUUGACGAUGGCCUUUUCGUGACCCCCAGGAAUAAGGGGGAGAGGUAUCAAACCGAUAUGCCGGUGGACAACAGUUUGAUGAGAAAUCUCCUCAUAACGUUGUCGAGAAAUGUGAAAACGUACAUGCAUUGUGAAGAUGACCUAAAUACACUAAGCAGGAUCGCUUUCGUUUAUUCGUACUUCUGUGUGAGGGACAAUACCCUUGUGGAGUUACUCAUUCGUAAAAUUUUCCAAUGUAUGCAUAUGAAAAAAAAUAAAAAAAUAAAAUAUUUUUCGCUAGCUGCUUUGGCCUUCGAAAAGUGGAAAUUGUACAGCGUCAAAUUUAUGCAUGCGUACUCCUCCCUUUUGACUAAGACAGUUGACAAAUUGACAAGAAAAGGGGAAGGGGUACUUAUCAACCGGGAGAAGAAGAAGAAAAAAAAAAAAACGAAAUUAAAACAUGUCAACCUGUUCGAUGUGCACAAAAAGGAGAAAAAAAAAUUAUCACUCAUCAGUUUGAAAGACAUUCUGACGUACUUAUAUGUUCUGAAGAGGAACGACGUGAAGGACAAUAACUUUGUUGAGAGGCUGCUGCGAUACGCAAGCUUGUUUUGGGGAGAUGACUUGGGAGCACAGGGGUGCACCCCCGGGGAGUGUGUCUCCCUAUCUGUGAACAAAAAAAAGGAAAGCUUCAACACUGACACUGUUUCGCAAAAAAAUAAGCUCCUAACAAGCCCUGCAUUCCGUAGCGCCCUCUAUGCAAAUAGGAAACGACACAAAAACAGGAGUAACAUGUUGACGCUUUAUGCAUUGUAUAGAAUUAGUAAGCGUGCUGCCCGUCGAAGAGAGAUGCCCCUCAGUUGUUUUGCAAAUCGAGUUUGGCUGCACGGGGAUGGAGAGAAGGGACCAACCCCCCAUGAGGAGGGAGGGGAAAGCAACGUACCGAUGCAUAACAAACCCGUCGAGCUAAGCAUAAAGAGUUGGCAGAAUGACCCGCGUGAUAGUACGCCCAGCGAGAACAGCAGCGCAUUUUCCCCAGCCGAUUACGGACCAGAGUCCACUGUCUUCAUCAACAAGCAGCGCACGUGGGUUAGUUUCUACAAAAAGGAAGUCAUCCCCAUGACAGUUUUUCUGCACCACCUGACUCGAUAUUAUUACACAUUUUUAAAAAAAAAAGAGGACUUUUCAAAAUUGACAAAGCUGUACAGGGAUGUACUCCUCAACAGUGACCUCACGAAUCUUCACUUUUUUUACACCCACAAAAUUGUAAGCGUUGUCAGACACACAGAUGAUAUAUGUAGCAACUUGAUAUCCACGUCGUUGUACACGUCCGCUGUGCACAAAUGCAAACGAUAUAUUGCUUUAAAAAAUGCGGGCGUUUUCUCCGACGUAUGUGCUCAGAACGUAUGCGCUUGUGUUGUGAUCCUCUACAUACAAGUUUUGAAAAAUAAAAUAAAAGAUGACCCCUUAACCGAAGCGUUAAUUGAGUUCUUGGUCAAAUUUUUUUCAACGUGUCAGCCUGAACAAGUUACUCAUCAAUUUUUAAUCCCUCCUCUGAAGCUGCUAAGCAUGUUGCAAUGUCUCCGUGUGAAAGUAGGCCCACGUGACGACAAACGUUACGUUGUGAUGGAGGCUAUGGACAAAACAAAUGGAGUAACAAAGAAGAGGAGCAAUGUGGAUCAGCUUCCAUCCCGUAAUACGAACAAUCAAAUCGAUGAACAAAAAAACAACGUUAAGUCAAACGGGAAAAAUGCGUUACCAUCACGUAAGACGAAAUUGCAACUUUUAAACGGAACAAUUUUGACAAUUUUAAAAGGGCUAAACUGGAACAACGUGGAUAAUUUUUUGCUGCUCAAAAGUUACAAAUACAUGAACAGACUAGCUGGGCAGGAAAAAAAGGCAAAGUUUUGUAUGAACAUAGUCAGGCAAAAAAAUCAUUUGUUGUGCAACAAAAUAACCCACGCGGUGAAGGUAAAAGUGCACGACUUCAAUUGUGAGGAAUUGAUGAAGGUCUACCUCUACAGCGGAAACAACUUUAAAAGGAAAACUCUCCUCUUGAGAAACUUCUUUACAAAUUUGUUGCUGUCAAAUGGGGGGAUUGUUCACAGAGGGGAUAACAACUUUUUUUAUGCUGUUUUUU
Molecule: messenger RNA, 2844 nt
Organism: Plasmodium cynomolgi strain B
Lineage: Eukaryota; Apicomplexa; Aconoidasida; Haemosporida; Plasmodiidae
Exons: 1
Source: RefSeq, a predicted model, not a curated record